Anopheles marshallii is the source of this 768-nucleotide messenger RNA. RefSeq names its product beta carbonic anhydrase 1 (gene CAHbeta). NCBI's taxonomy places the organism in Eukaryota, Metazoa, Arthropoda, Insecta, Diptera, Culicidae. The coding region runs from base 1 to 768 and encodes 255 amino acids. The transcript is spliced from 3 exons. The record is from RefSeq and is a predicted model, not a curated record. Gene Ontology annotation, molecular function: zinc ion binding; carbonate dehydratase activity.
AUGGAACGAAUAUUGCGUGGCGUUAUGCGUUACCGGCAUACGACGCGAGAGCAAAUGGUGCAAGAGUUUCGGAAAGUUCGUGACAAUCCACAGCCAAAAGCCGUCUUUUUCACCUGCAUGGACAGCCGAAUGAUACCGACCAGGUUCACGGAGACACACGUCGGCGAUAUGUUUGUGGUACGAAAUGCGGGCAAUCUCGUACCGCACGCAGAGCACUUUCAGGACGAAUAUUUUAGCUGUGAACCGGCGGCCUUGGAGUUGGGCUGUGUUGUGAACAACAUCAAGCACAUCAUUGUGUGUGGCCACAGUGACUGCAAGGCGAUGAACUUACUGUACCAGCUGAAGGAUCCGGAAUUUUCUUCGCUGGAAAAUCGUCGCAUAUCUCCGCUGAGGGCGUGGCUGUGUGAGCACGCCAAUACGAGCCUGGCCAAGUUUCAAAAUCUCAAGGAAAUCGGUCUGGACAAACCGUUGAUAUUUUCUUCGGAAACACCGCUCCGCAAAUUUGUCGCAUACAUCGACCCGGAAAACAAUUUUACGAUCGAGGAUAAACUGUCGCAGGUUAACACACUGCAGCAGAUAGAGAACGUUGCGUCGUACGGAUUUCUGAAACGUCGGCUCGAAUCACACGACCUCCACAUUCAUGCGCUGUGGUUUGACAUCUACACCGGGGACAUUUAUUUCUUUAGCCGCAACUCGAAACGUUUCAUUGCGAUCGAUGAAAGCUCGAUCGAACGGUUGCUGGACGAGGUACGGCGGUACUAUUCCUGA